AGAAGUUAACUCAAUCGCAACUCUCAACGCUUUCUCCCUCUCUCUCUCUCUCUCUCUAUUGUAUUUCUGCGUCUGUAUAUUCCAUGGCUGCUCAUGAAGAAGGAGAGAUUUGUUUUGAAGAAGGAAUGUUGUGGCUGCCGUCACAAGUUUUGGAUGAAGCAAUAUGUGACACAAAGGCAAAUUCGAGGCUCCAUGCAAAACACCAUCACCACCACCACAAUGAUCAUUUGAAUUCAAUAUCUAGCUCAAUGAGACCACAUCAUAGACCAAAAGUCCAUGUGAAUUGGUCAUCCGGAGGACCUGGAAUGCAAGCCAUUUUCCUGGAUUCUAGCCAAAAAUCAUGUGGCACGGGCGUUUUUCUUCCACAACGAGCAGGCACCCACUUCCACAGAACCAAAAAACCAGCUUGUGCUCCAGUUCUGCUGCCCUCUCGUGUGGUUCAAGCUCUGAACCUCAACGUGCAUGCACUAGGCCUGCAAGUUUCACCUCGACAAGAUUUUAAAGAUCACAAGCGAAAAAGUGAAGACUACUUGGCAACUCAAAACAAGAACGGGAAUAAGGAUGUUUCGUCUACCCAAUACUACAUUAUUUCCCAAAAUCCGAAUUCUUCACCAGAAUUGUUUCUUCCAAAGGAAUGGACUUACUAAUGACGAAUACGAAGAACGAUUAUUACAAGUACACAAGAAACUAUAUCAUCAUAAAGGCUAAAGCUCUCUUGCUCUAUGAUUGACGUGUACGGCUAGCUCAUGUAAUGUAAGCUUAAAUAAACAGCUAAAGGCUUCCAUUUUAUACCAGUGCUUU
Pyrus x bretschneideri (Chinese white pear) is the source of this 801-nucleotide messenger RNA. RefSeq lists its product as uncharacterized. Bases 84 to 647 code for a protein of 187 amino acids. The transcript is spliced from 5 exons. The record is from RefSeq and is a predicted model, not a curated record. Lineage: Eukaryota; Viridiplantae; Streptophyta; Magnoliopsida; Rosales; Rosaceae.